This is a messenger RNA of Rhopalosiphum padi (bird cherry-oat aphid), 1311 nucleotides long. RefSeq names its product mitochondrial potassium channel-like. Bases 411 to 1238 code for a protein of 275 amino acids. The transcript has 2 exons. Lineage: Eukaryota; Metazoa; Arthropoda; Insecta; Hemiptera; Aphididae. The record is from RefSeq and is a predicted model, not a curated record.
UGAUUUUUUACUGUAAGGCAUAAAUCAUAAUACCGACAAUACCGUAACCGUACCUAUCAGAAUACAGAAUCAUUCAAUCGUCUCAAUCAGAUGUCUUGAUUGUUUUUGGAAUAAGGAUAAAAAAUAAUCUAUAAAUUUAUACUUAAAUUAAUUUCAUUAAUUCAGUGCUUCAUAAUAUGCUUCAAGCCUUCAAUAUACAAUAGUAACAUGUUCAUAAUUAGUACUUGUAAUACUAAUUUCUAUACAGUUUAAAAGUUAAAAAUUUGAAUUUGUAAAUCGCCGUUCCUUUUAAUUUAUAUUAAAUUAAAUUAGGUAACAAUUUUUUUAUUUUAAACAAAAGUAUGCUGGUCCAACAAAAUCUAUCAGUGGGUAUCAAAUAAAUUGUGACUUAUUGAAAUAUUGCUAAAACCAUGAAAUUUGGAAAGCAAGUAGAAACGGUUUUACAAAUGUUAAAGGAAAAAGCACAAAACAAAAUUUCGAAAUCAAAUAGUUCACGAACUGAAUUAUAUAACCGACUUGCAGUUUAUCGUCCAGAAUAUGAUAAAGUUGUUUCAUGGUAUGAACGGGUCACUGGUUUAAGUGAAGUUCGAGUAGCCCAAGAUAGAGUGUUGGAGUCUCAAAAACAAUUUAUGAAAGCUCAAGAUAGAAGAAGAGAUGUAUCAGUAGAACUAAGAACAAUUCAAAACAAACUAAAAGACAUACGGAAUGAACUUAUAAAUACUUCUAGAUCAGAAGAUAGAUACAUUGAAUUAGUAACACAGGAGCAUGCAUUAUUAAAACAAGAAAAUUCGAUCAUCGAUCGGGUUAAUUAUUGUGAAAAAGAUGAAAGAGAUAGCUUCAUAUUGCUAUCUACCACCUUGAAAGACAGUCAUGACCGAGAAAGAAUACAAGCAGAGAGAACUAAAUAUGUAUCUAUUGUUGGCUCAAUUCUUGGUACUAUUAUUGGUAUAAUUGGAAGUACUGUAAUCAAUGCAUGGAAAAUGAAUGAAUUUAAAAGAAUGGUGUUAGAUGCCAAGUUGGAUUCAUCAAAUUCCAAUAAAAGUGAUCAAAUAAAACAUUUAUUAUUACAAGUUCAAAAACAAAAUAAAAUGUUGAAAAAAGCACAGUUAAACUCAAAUAAACUAAUAAGUACCGUAGAGCCAGACUGGAAAUAUACUGACCGUGAUGUUAUUAUUCUAACAACUAUUAAUUGUACUAUAGUUGCUCUAUCAGCAUAUUUAGUAUCAAAAUUGUUUUAAUCCAUAAUAUUUAAGUUUUGGUUUUUAUUAUUGUUAUUAGUUUUUAUUUUCUAAUAAAUAAUGUCUCCGUUAA